AUGAGACAGUUUGUAUGCAGUAAACACGGUCUAAGAGAGAUGAAACACUUUAAGAGGGUUGAUAGGAAAAGAGAACACAGUCCUACGACCCGCAUGAAAUGUCCCGCUAGGCUUCGUGUGCAUUACAAAGCCGACAAGAAUAGAUAUGUAGUGACGUUUCUUUAUGAGACUCACAACCAUGAAUUAACCCCAACUAGGUUUAUACACUUACACCCCAUUUAUCGUGACAUUUCUGAAGCAGAUAGAGCUCAGAUUAAUGGACUUCAGUCACAUGGAAUUAGAACUUGUCAUAUAAUGGGGUACAUGGUUGCUCAGAAGGGUGGAUACGUUUGUGUUGGGUUUACAAAGAAGGAUAUGUAUAAUUAUUUUGAUAGAAAAAUGCGUGCUACUAUUAAAGAUGGGGACGUUGCCGCUGCUUUAAAUUAUCUACAUGUGAAGACAUCUACUGAUCCCAUGCUAAAUGCUAAAUAUGUCGUCACCGGUGAUGGGCAAAUGAAGUCUCUUUUUUGGGCUGAUGGGAUCAAUAGACCUGACUAUUUUUGUUUCGGCGAUGUGGUUGCAUUCGACGCGACUUACAAGAAGAACAAAUACAACUACCCAUUGGUGAUAUUUUCAGGGUGCAACCACCAUGCUCAAACAGUUAUUUUUGGUACUACAUUGGUGUCAGAUGAAACGACAAAUACAUAUAAGUGA
Vicia villosa (hairy vetch) is the source of this 693-nucleotide messenger RNA. Its product is annotated as protein FAR1-RELATED SEQUENCE 5-like. The transcript has a single exon. Bases 1 to 693 code for a protein of 230 amino acids. The record is from RefSeq and is a predicted model, not a curated record. NCBI's taxonomy places the organism in Eukaryota, Viridiplantae, Streptophyta, Magnoliopsida, Fabales, Fabaceae.